Anopheles cruzii is the source of this 320-nucleotide messenger RNA. RefSeq lists its product as uncharacterized. The transcript has 4 exons. The coding region runs from base 1 to 306 and encodes 101 amino acids. Lineage: Eukaryota; Metazoa; Arthropoda; Insecta; Diptera; Culicidae. The record is from RefSeq and is a predicted model, not a curated record.
AUGAAGAGCCACCACCAUGAUAAUUCCAUCAGUACCUGCAACGAAAGAAGUGCGAAGAAGAGCGUGCAGAUAUUCGGUGCCAAGGUCGCAAGGCUGCACAGUAAAUCUGGCGCCGACGGACGAGUUGUGCGACGAGCUCAUUAUUCCGCUCUAACGGAUGGAUGUUGUCCUUCGGAGGCGUUCCAUUCAUUGACGACGACGUCGACACUACGCCGCCGCGCCCGAGAAAAGUGCAUGCGACCGCGACACGCGCUCCCCGACACGGCCGAAUCGAAGAAUGGCAGAACCAUGUAUCCUCAGCAUUGAAGACAGCCUGAAGC